AGGUUGCAACAAUUAAAUAAUUAAAUAGGACCAUAGUUCUAUCUGAAGGAAAAUUGAAAAAAAAAUCUAUCCAAGACCAAGUAGAUUUUUAUUGCGGGAAUUAUUAAAAAAAACUCAGAAUGUUGCACAAACUUGAAAUGGAGUUGAAAAAACUGAAACAAGAAAUGGUAGAGAUGAAGACUGACAUGAACUUGAGGCUGGAGGAUCAGUUUAUAAAAAUUAAAGGCCAAAUGUCAGAAAUUAUGGAUGAGCUUUCUAAACAGGGAGAAGACAUCAACAAUAUCAAAACACUUAUAGCAACCCGGGAAAGCAGUUCUUCAGAAAAUACUCCCAAAGAAGAUUUGAAAUCAUUGCAAGAAAAUUCACAUAACAAUAAAAAUGAGUGUAACUGCAAAAGUGAAACAAAAUCUCAAACUUCUUUACCUCAAAUGGAAAAGGAAUUAAGACAGCUUUCCUUCAAACUAUGUGAACAGGAGAAAUGUAUCAAUAAUUUGAAAUUGGAAUAUAGCACAGAAUUUGUUGAGGAGAUGAUAUCUAAAAUGCACAGUCGACAUUCUGUCUUAAAUAAGAACACGCAGGUUCAGUUAAAGAAAUUAGAGGAACUGUUUAACUCGAAUCUAAAAAAUGGAAAAAAGGCAUUUUAUAAAGCCCUGAAAUCCAUUAAGGAAAAGAUUGAUAAAAACAGAUUGGACAUUGAUGAACUUUGGAUUAAAAUGAAUGAUAUCGACAAUAAAGAAGGAUUGAUUGUGCUCGAUGGAGAAACAUUGAGAAUAGAUAAUGAACUGGGGAAACUCAAGUUUGGACUUGAAGCUUUAUGGUUGCAGUCUGAUGAACUAAAAGAUGAUGUAGAAAAAUUGAAUCUUAAAUUUGUACCAGAACAGGAUCCUUGGCAUCAUCUUGAACUCCCACCAGAUGGAAUUUGGACCAAAGAAAUGUUUUUAGACGCUCUCAAAAAAACAAGGCUAAAGCUUGGCUGUUUAGAUGCUUGUGUUGGCAAUCUUCAAGGAUUGUAUUUGGAUUCAGUUGCCAAUAAAUCUGAAAAUCCUGCAAAUGAUUUAGCUGCAAACUGCCUUGAGUACUUUCAAGAUAACUGGCCAAUCAGAAGCCGGGACCUGAUUCAUUAUCAUGAAGAAGAUGAAACCAAUGAGAGUAAUGUUGCUGCAAGUGAAGCAUAUCCCAGCGAGACAAAUCAAUCUACAUGUGGAAAUAUGGUUGGCAGAGUUUCUUUUUCUGUAUCCUUGGAGGAUAAAUCUUUUGAGGAGCUACGAUACGAAUUUUUUCUUUCAAUUUAUAGAAUAUUUCCAAUUAUUAAAUCAAAAGCUAUGACAGUAUCAUUUAAGAGCCCACAAGGAAAAGAUACUGCUAUGAUGGCUGGUGCAAUCAUGAGUUAUUCAACUUCCCAUCAAUGUGUAACAGCCAUGGCAGAAUAUGAACAGUUUUCCUUGGAGGAACUUAGAUGGACUGAUUAUGAGGAAUUGGAUAGCAAAGUUAGAAAGAACCCUUUUGACAUGGAUAACCAGUUUAGCAAAGUUAAACAGAAUCCUUUUGACAAGGAUAACCAAUUUAGCAAAGUUAAAAAGAACUAAAAGAAUCCUUUUGACUUGGUCUACAAGGAUAACCCGUCUCAAACAAGCAUUGUUUGUGUAGCUAGUAAAUCAUCAUUACCAUCAGCCACUGAAAAACCACGAAAAUCACUUAUUGACUUAUUGAAAAGUCAAGAAAAUUUAAAAAAUAAAUAAUACUAACAUAAAACAUAAGCAAAAUAAUAAUAAACCAA
Physella acuta is the source of this 1777-nucleotide messenger RNA. RefSeq lists its product as uncharacterized. The record is from RefSeq and is a predicted model, not a curated record. NCBI's taxonomy places the organism in Eukaryota, Metazoa, Mollusca, Gastropoda, Physidae.